Messenger RNA from Aspergillus chevalieri, 1236 nucleotides. RefSeq names its product DHHC palmitoyltransferase family protein (gene SWF1). The transcript has 3 exons. Gene Ontology annotation, biological process: protein targeting to membrane; peptidyl-L-cysteine S-palmitoylation. Lineage: Eukaryota; Fungi; Ascomycota; Eurotiomycetes; Eurotiales; Aspergillaceae. Gene Ontology annotation, cellular component: Golgi apparatus; endoplasmic reticulum. The record is from RefSeq and is a predicted model, not a curated record. Gene Ontology annotation, molecular function: protein-cysteine S-palmitoyltransferase activity. The coding region runs from base 1 to 1236 and encodes 411 amino acids.
AUGGGCCUCCUGAGGACGGUGGCCCUGGGGAUUCUGGGGAUCUCCGGUCUGACAUUCGUGGCUCUGUUUGGGAGACUGCCGGUUUUUAGGAAAACACCUAUCAGCUUCCUCUAUAAGGUUAUUUGGAAAUAUAUCCCAAAUGGCAUAUCUCACUUCGACAACCGCCUGCUGGGUGGAUGUCUUACAUUCUGCUGUAACCGAACCGGCAAAUACGUAUGGAACGAGAACCAUCCACUAGUUCUAAUUUUCUUCUUGUCGCUGCUUAUUACCGGAGAAUACCUGUUUAUCCCAACCGCGUGGCCUCGGAUCUCCACCAUCCAUAAAAUCUGUGCACCACCGGUUGCGGCUCUCCCGUAUUUCCACUUGUAUGCGUGCGUCGUCUCCACGUCCUACAUCACCCCGGAGAACCAUGCGCAAGAGAUGACUCGUUAUCCCUACGACGGGGUCAUCUUCCACCCGGGACGUUAUUGCCCAACGUGCAAAUUCGUUAAACCAGCACGGAGCAAGCAUUGCAGUUUCUGCAAGGCGUGUGUUGCUCGACAAGACCACCACUGUGUAUGGCUGAUCAACUGCGUGGGCGCGAACAACUACCACUACUUUCUGUGUUUGCUGCUGUCCUUGUCAGCCCUGCUGAUCUACGGCUCGCUCCUGGGCCACUCGCUCCUAACUCAGACCAUGGAGGUGCUAUUCCUUCCAGAGUCUGGAUUGAAGUUGGCGCAGAAAAGCUGGACUAUGUGGUUUAAUGUUUGGUCGUUGGUUAUUGCGUCCGAAAUCCGCAUCGGAACUGUGACUUUAUUGGCGUUCAUGACGGCUCCGCUGGCGAUGGCUUUUCUUGUGUACCAUACCUACCUGGUCUGGGCUGGGAUGACGACCAAUGAAAGCGCGAAAUGGUCUGAAUGGAAAGAUGAAGUGACUGAUGGCUGCGCUUUCAAGUCUACAAAGGGAGAAAUUUACGGAAACUCGCCUGUUCCAGGUGAGAACCAGAAGCCUCAAUCGGCUUGGCCGAUGAGCAGUGAUCAGAUCCUUCUUUUGACAGACGGGGAGCCGCCAGCUGAAGGCUACAAGAUUUCGUCGAGGUCCAACGAUAUUAUCCAGCCAGAUGAUCUCGAUGCACCUUAUGAUCCGAGAUGGCUUCGCGUGCGCAGUAUGGAAGAAGUUGAUAACAUUUACGACUUGGGAUUCUGGGAUAAUCUGCGGGAAGCUUUCAAGCUACCUGUCAGCAAGAAGGUGCAAUAG